Messenger RNA from Patiria miniata (bat star), 1393 nucleotides. RefSeq names its product branched-chain-amino-acid aminotransferase-like protein 2. The transcript has 3 exons. The record is from RefSeq and is a predicted model, not a curated record. Bases 88 to 900 code for a protein of 270 amino acids. Lineage: Eukaryota; Metazoa; Echinodermata; Asteroidea; Valvatida; Asterinidae.
UCGAUCAUCCUUCCACCCCAGGACCCGAGGACAGAGUUUUUACGUGAACUCUGCAAUCGCCACAGUCAUACUUGUGAGUUGCUGAAAAUGGCUGAUUCUAAACCCAAACGACUCGCUCUUUGGUCCACUACGCGUUGCUUGUCUACUGCCAUGGUGAUGAGCUUUGGUAACUAUGGCAACGUGGAAGUCUUCAAUGAGCUGUACGCAGGAGCAGCCACUUUCGGCCCGGAAAGCACCAUUCAUUUGCCCGUGCCGUUCCCUGUGGAUGACGAGAUGACGUAUGAUGACGUCAAGACGCUCCUAGAGGCUGAUUAUCCAACCACAGAUCUGGUUUUCGUCAAAGACCACGCUGCUGCCGUAACGGGGCGGUACGACAAACUGCCGACCGGUUACACGCACGCGUUCAUCAUCCGCAACCCAGAAAAGACCGUCAGUUCUAACAUGCGACUGAGUGAGCGCACGGGGAUAACGACGGAUCAGUUCGUGCAGAUCAGUACGACGGGCGUUCAGGGCUCUGGAUUCGGAGACCUGGUCAAGUUGGCAGAGCAUCUGGAAUCUUGGCUGGGUAAACCUCCCGUGAUCUUAGAUGCAGAUGACCUCCAGCGUGACCCUGAGAAGAUGCUGCGUGCAUUCUGCAAGGCCCUGGACCUCCCGUUCCGAGAAUCUCUCCUCAAGUGGGAGCCCAUCACGGAGAUUCCUUGGAACAACUCCAAGGCCAUGCUCACCCUCCACAGGGCUAACGGGGCCUACGAAAACGCCCUCAAUAGUUCGGGGUGGAUCGUCACCGACCCCAAGCCCGUCGAUCUUAGUGGUCUGCCGCAGGUACUUCGUGAAUUAGUCGACGAGGCGCGGCCAUUCUACGAAACCCUUCAUGGAAAGCGUUUGAAGCAAGAAAACUAGUUGACUUGGAUCUCGUUUGCACUGCAAAAUGACAGUCUUAUGACAAUUACAGCAAGUCCUGCGCAGUAUAGUAGUACAGUACACAGUGCCGCGUUAAGAAUUUUAGAUGUACAGGUAGUAUAUUCUUGUAACUGUCAAUGUUUCCACUCUUAAAAAAUAUUUUGUAACUACAUGUAUUAGCUAAUUACUGAAUGGAGGAAUAUUUGUUGAUAAUUGGAUCACCCUCCGAUGUUUUUCUUCAAAUAUGGCGACAGUUUCCUUUCAGAUGUUGACCCAAGGGCAACUCCAUAGAACUUGCGAAAUCGCCAUGGACGCCAUUCGAGCAAGCAAACCAUUGCGCAAGCCAUUGUUUUCACAAUGGUUUGCUUACUGGAAUGGCGUCCAUGACGAUUUCGCAAUUUCUAUGGAGUUCCCCAUCUUGCGCCUUCGGCGCUUCAAGAUCUUUGCUUGCAAGCAUGCAGGGUUGGGAGAAGAAACACAAAAGAGGUAUUUA